Molecule: messenger RNA, 1521 nt
Organism: Besnoitia besnoiti
Lineage: Eukaryota; Apicomplexa; Conoidasida; Eucoccidiorida; Sarcocystidae
Product: 6-phosphogluconate dehydrogenase
Exons: 9
Coding region: 1-1521 (506 amino acids)
Biological process (GO): pentose-phosphate shunt; pentose-phosphate shunt, oxidative branch
Cellular component (GO): cytosol
Molecular function (GO): phosphogluconate dehydrogenase (decarboxylating) activity; NADP binding
Source: RefSeq, a predicted model, not a curated record
AUGUCCUGUCAUGUCGGAGUUUACGGCCUUGCAGUGAUGGGCCUCGGGCUCUCCCUAAAUAUCGCAAGCCGGGGAUUCCGCGUCUGCGUGUCCAAUCGUACGCCUGCCAAAAUCGACAGAGCGCUAAAAAAGGCGGCUGAAGAAAACCUGGCGAAAAACAUCGUUGGUGCGAGGACGCUCGAUGAAUUUGUGCACUGUCUGCAAAGGCCGAGACGCAUAUUAAUGGUUAUCGAGGCAGGGGCGCCUGUCGAAACGCUUAUAGACCUUUUGCUUCCCAAGCUCGACCAAGGCGACUGCCUGGUGGAUGCGGGAAACGAAUUUUUCGAGGUGUCUGUGAAAAGAGAACAAAGAUGUGCUUCCAGAGGAGUCCUGUUCAUGGACGUCGGGCUAUGUGCUGGCGGCGACGGUGCCCGCUAUGGGCCCCCUCUAACACCAGGAGGGAGUGAGGAGGCUUGGAAGCUCAUGGAACCUGUUUUUGUUCAGCUGGCAGGGAGGAUCGACCAGUCGAAGACCAUUCCUCUUCCAGGUGCCCUUACAUUCAGCGACGAGAUGAAGCAGAACGCUUGCGUCACACAUCUUGGUCCUUGUGGAGCUGGGCACUACGUCAAAAUGGUUCAUAAUGGCAUAAUGUAUGGUGACAUGCAGCUGAUUGCCGAGGCAUAUCACCUGCUCAAGCACGCCUGCCGCUUGACCAACGACGAGCUUUACGCCACCUUUAAAAAGUGGAACGAAGGCGAUCUUCGUUCCUACCUGCUUGGUAUCACUGCAAACAUCGUUCGCAAAAAAGACCCUUUUACCGGCGGGUACCUCUUGGAUUUCAUAGUCGACGCCGCUGGAUCACGAGGAACUGGUAAAUGGGCCAUGCAGCAGGCCGCCGAGCUGGGAAUCGCUGUCCCAACAAUCACGGCUGCCCUCGAUAUGCGAUAUAUAAGUUCUAACAUCGGCCUGCGCCAACGUAUGAAUGUUCUUUACUUCCAAACCUGGACAUCAAUGGACGACGCCAAAAAUCCGCUGAGGGAAAAACAAAUUGAAUCUAUCAAAAAAGCUUUGGUCUGCGGAAGGAUUUCCUGCUUCGCCCAAGGCAUGCAGCUUCUGCGGGCUAUCUCACUUGAGAAGGGCUGGGCUCUCAAUCUCGCAGAGGCCUCCCGAAUUUGGCAAGCCGGCUGCGUCAUCGAAUGCGACUUCCUAAAAGUUAUGCAACACGCCUUCUUGAGGAACCCCGACUUGGAGAAUAUUCUUCUCGAUGAACAGAUAAGUGGAAUGGUUCAAAGACAUCUUCCAGCCCUCCAAGACGUUGUCCAUCUCUCCCUGGGAACUGGAGUUUCUCAGUCAGAUGGGCCGUCCACAGUAGUAACCCUUCCCAUUCCAGCUUUUUCAGCUUCCUACAACUACCUGGCCUCAAGUUGCGGUCUCCAUCUUUCAAUCAACCUGGUGCAAGCUCAGCGCGAUUGUUUCGGUUCACAUCACUUCAAGAGAACUGAUAGAGAAGGGAAAUUUCACGUGGAAAACUGGGCAGACUGA